CGUAUUUGGUGCUGUCGUGAACGUAUCUAAGCCAUCUUUCCAAGUCAAUCAAAUAUAAGUGAUUAUUUUUCAGACUUAAAUCCUACUUAAGCAAAAUAUUUUUAUUCAUGUCAGAACCACAGUCCGCGCUUUUAUUAAAAAAACAAUUAGCAGAAUUAAAUAAAAACCCAGUGGAAGGGUUUUCAGCAGGGCUCAUAGAUGAUAAUGAUAUUUAUAGAUGGGAAGUACUCAUUAUUGGACCUCCGGAUACAUUAUAUGAAGGAGGUUUUUUUAAAGCACACCUACAAUUCCCCAAAGAGUACCCACUGAGGCCACCUCGAAUGAAAUUCAUAACAGAAAUAUGGCAUCCCAACAUUGAAAAAAAUGGUGAUGUUUGUAUAUCAAUUCUACAUGAACCGGGAGAUGAUAAGUGGGGCUACGAAAAAGCAUCAGAACGAUGGUUGCCUGUACACACUGUUGAAACUAUUCUCAUUAGUGUCAUUAGUAUGCUAGCUGACCCUAAUGAUGAAAGUCCUGCCAACGUUGAUGCCGCCAAAGAGUGGAGGGAAAGUUAUUCAGAAUUUAAACGAAAAGUUGCAAAAUGCGUGAGAAAGAGUCAAGAGGAAUGUUUGUAGGGGUGAAAUAAAAUGUCCAAAAAAAAACCACAAAGACUUAUUCAAUUUUGGUAAGUUACCAAUUAUCAAAAUUGAUAAUGGUCAUUAUACUCAUCCAGCAUAUUUUUUACAAAGGAGAAACUGCAUACACUGUCUAUUGUCAACAAUAAAUCCACGGACAGCUGAAUCGACUAAAUUUUUGUAGCUGAACUAAAUAUUAAACUAAUUCAAAAUGAAUACAGUGUACUUGCAGUUGAAUAUGAUAAUUACUUUUUAAUUGCAAUGAAAAUAUUAAAAAAACCAUGCGGCAACAUAAUAUAAGAACCAAGUGAAUUUUAUUUGUUCUCGAAAAAUUACUUUCUCAUUAAGGCGACAGUUUUAUAUAAAAUAUUUAUAUCAUUCACUACGAAAACACUGGAUAAAACAUAAAUUGUUGUAAUUAAAAAAAACCAUUUAUAAAAAUUAAGGUAUUAUUUAAGUUUCCAGAAAAAUAAGUCAACAAAUCUACAUACUGUAAAAAUUAAUACUACGAUCUAUACAUUUAAUUUUAAUAGAUGUUGUAAACUCAAGGUCAUUUGCCUUAUAAUCUUUUUUGAGGCAAGUAUUAUCCCAUGGAUAAUUUUAAACAUUUUCUGAUAUUUUCGAUUCCCUUGUAACUCUCAAAAUCGAAGAACAAUAAAUCUUCAUGUUUAUCGAUCGUUACUAUAAUAA
Chelonus insularis is the source of this 1304-nucleotide messenger RNA. It is a transcript of the gene Ube2g1, whose product is annotated as ubiquitin-conjugating enzyme E2 G1. NCBI's taxonomy places the organism in Eukaryota, Metazoa, Arthropoda, Insecta, Hymenoptera, Braconidae. Gene Ontology annotation, biological process: ubiquitin-dependent protein catabolic process; protein polyubiquitination. The record is from RefSeq and is a predicted model, not a curated record. The transcript is spliced from 5 exons. Bases 108 to 614 code for a protein of 168 amino acids. Gene Ontology annotation, molecular function: ubiquitin conjugating enzyme activity.